UUUCAUAAAACGUCAUGAUUUGACGUUUACAUAACCUUUGCACCCAAAACCGUAAUGAUUAUAACCCAAUUUGAAUUAACUUAAUGUAGUGCGAAAUGAUGCAAGGUGCAGCGAAUCGCAGGUUAAACGUUUUACUACGUUGCCUGCAAAAUCCCAACAAGGAAAACCUCUGGCAGAAUGUUAGAACUUACGUUUCCAGUGACACCGUUUCAAUCGGUGGAAUAACGAAGGACGUGAAGAAAGUGAAAUUGCCACAGUAUGUACCAAGGAAGUAUUAUGAUGACAAUGCUGGACAGAGCACUCUGCAUCACCUGAGAUGGAUGAUGCAGAAGGACAUAUUGGGUCAGGAUGUUUUCUUAUUGGGACCUCCAGGACCAAGGAGGAGGAAUUUAGCUAUGCAAUAUUUGGAAUUGACAAAUAGGGAGCAUGAGUAUGUUGCCUUGAGCAGAGACACCACAGAGUCUGAUUUGAAGCAGAGAAGGGAAAUCAUGCAAGGGACAGCUUCUUAUUUUGAUCAAAGUGCUGUGAGGGCUGCAACUGAAGGUAGAGUUUUAAUCUUGGAAGGCAUUGAAAAGGCUGAGAGAAAUGUGUUGCCUGUCUUAAAUAAUCUCCUUGAAAACAGGGAAAUGCAUUUGGAAGAUGGAAGACUAUUAAUACCUGCUGAGAGAUAUGAUAAAUUGCUUGAAAAAUUCAGCAAAGAUGAUUUGGAAAAAUGGAAAUUGGUCAGAGUUGAUGAAGGUUUCAGAGUUAUUGCAUUAGGUUUACCAGUACCAAGAUAUCGUGGAAAUCCUCUAGAUCCACCUCUCAGAUCCAGAUUCCAGGCGAGGGAUGUAAACAUCAAUAAUUACCAGGAAUGGUUACAAGAACUGAAAACCAUAGCUCCUGGAGCUUCCGUUGCGAAAUUGGAACAACUUCUUUCAGCCGCAUUUGGUUUAAUUAGCAAAGAAAGCUCUGCUUUGGGUUUACCAGACUUUCCAAUCGAUAAUCUACCAUUUGCAGCUAAGUUAUUGGAAAAAAAUCCGCGAGUUUCAGUUUACGACAUUCUCUAUCGCAUGUACCCUUACAAAAUAUUCUUAAAAGACGGAUUUAAUUCUAUUGAGAGUCUCUUGGCUAGUUUCCAAGUUAUUCCGGAUAGUGAGCAAAGACUUCCAGCUAAUAACCUUCCACCUGGUAAAGUGAAUUAUGUUGAUGGCGAUUAUCAGAAUCGUUUGAUUGGAGAUAUGCUGGAAAGCAAUUCUGUGGCAGAUUUUUGUAUUAUCGGGCCAAGAGGUUGCGGAAAGAGUAUCCUCGUUGAUAAAAUGGCUGACAUCCUUGGAAAACAAGUGGAGUCUAUUGUUUUAUACCAAGACAUGACCUCUAGGGAGUUGAUCCAACAGAGGACUACCUUAGAAAACGGAGACACGGUUUGGAAAUUUUCUCCAUUAAUCAACGCUGCUUUAGAAGGAAAAAUCGCUGUUUUGGAUGGUUUACACCGAAUUCAUCCUAGUACGCUUUCCGUUCUCCAUAGAUUAGUGCACGAUAGGGAAAUUCAAUUGCACGAUGGUAAAAGGAUGGUUAAUAAUGAACGUUAUGAGAUGUUAAUGAAGGAGUUUAAUCUUACGGAGCAAGAAAUGGUUAACAGUGGUGUAUUGAAGAUUCAUCCCGAUUUCAGGAUUGUUGCUAUUGCUGAGCCACCUACUUUAACUUCAGGUGCAAACUGGCUUUCACCUGAAGUACUUAGUUUAUUUAUAUUCCAUGAAGCUAGGACUCUCAGUAAGCAAGAGGAAAUGAAAAUCAUUACUUCUCAAUAUGGACCAAUUUCAAAGCCUUUGCAUCAAAUUAUUAAUUUGGCGCACGUAUUGCGCGACAGUCCAGAUCCGACGUUGAAAAACCUUUCAGGACAUUUAUCAACUAGGCAACUUUUGAGGAUUGCUUCGAGAAUGCAGAAGUUCCCAACUGAUGAUGCUUACGAUACUAUAGAGAAAACUUUUAUGGCCAAGUUCUUACCUAGUUUGGCUCGAGAAGCUCUAGAGAAAACUUUGGAUAAGGUCGAUAUCCUUCCAAACAUGUCUACAACAACAAACGAACUAAAAUGCGAAGUUGUCAACGACGUCGUCACUAUUGGAAAAACAUCAAUUCCUUUGUACAAAACUGACUCUUUAACGAAAGUUCCCAACAUAUUGUUCUACGACGUUCCGCAGCAUAUACACUUGAUGGAACGACUUCUUCAAGAUUUCCAGUUGGGUCAACAUUUAUUGUUGGUUGGUAAUCAAGGAGUAGGCAAAAACAAAAUCGUGGAUAGAUUCUUGCAACUUCUUAACAGACCUAGAGAAUACAUCCAGCUGCAUCGCGAUACAACUGUACAAACUUUAACCAUACAACCGACUGUUAAGGACGGGCUUUUGGUUUACGAAGAUUCCCCGCUUGUUAAAGCAAUCAAAUUCGGACACGUUCUUGUCAUCGAUGAAGCGGAUAAAGCACCGACUCAUGUAACAUGCAUAUUGAAAACACUUGUUGAAACAGGCGAAAUGAUCUUAAGCGAUGGAAGGCGCAUAGUGAAAACUGGACAUGACGGUCCAAACUGCAUCCCAACACAUCCUGAUUUCAGGAUUAUUGUAUUAGCAAAUCGACCCGGAUUCCCGUUCUUAGGUAACGAUUUCUUCGGAGCGCUCGGGGAUUUGUUCAGUAGCCAUGCAGUCGAUAAUCCAUCAGCUUUGUCUGAAGUGGAUUUGCUGCAACAGUAUGGACCGAACGUACCUCAAGCAACAAUUAGGAAAUUGGUGGAUGUGUUUGGGGAACUUAGGACUAUGGCGGAUCAAGGUUUAGUUAAUUAUCCGUAUUCCACGAGGGAAGUAGUGAAUAUCGUCAAACAUUUACAGCAAUUCCCCAAAGCGGAUUUGGAAGACGUUCUCUUCAACGUCUUCGAUUUCGAUCGCUACAGUCCGGAGAUGGUCGAAACCGUAGGUCAAGUCUUAACUAGAUUCGGCUUUCCGAAUUCCAACGUUUUUACCACUGAAUACAUCAAAGCAAAGCAAGCUAAAGAACACAUCCAGGUGACUAAGAGUAGACACAGUGGAUUAGAUAAUAAAGCUCCUAAACACGGUAAAGAAGAUCCGAAGAACGAGCCGCACGUAGGUGGAAACACUUGGGCUGGAGGAACCGGAGGAAGAGACACAGCAGGUUUAGGUGGUAAAGGAGGUCCUUAUAGAUUAGAUAAAGGCCACGACGUUCACCAAUUAUCAGAUGAAGAGAAGGCCGCAGUGCCUGAACACAUCCAACGAGCGGCUAGGGAAAUGGGCAAGCAAGCAUUCGAAGCUAAAUUGAAGGAAAUUGGAAUGAGCGGGUACGACGCGUCGUUAUACAACCAAUUUUCCAAAUCGGUCUCGAAGCAAGUGCAAUCAUUAAGGGUCGUUUUGAGCACUUUGCAAGCCAAAAAUAAGGAGAGACAUUGGAAUAGGCAUCAAACAUCCGGAGAAUUGGAUGAUGUUAAAUUAAUUGAUGGAAUAUUGGGUGAGAAGACUAUUUAUAGAAGGAGAUCAGAACAAGAACCUGAAUUGGGAACACCACAAAUAAAACCUAAAAUGUUCCGUUUAGUAGUGGAUGUAUCAGGUAGUAUGUACAGAUUUAACUCAUACGAUGGACGAUUGGAGAGAGAGUUGGAAGCAGUCGUUUUGGUAAUGGAAGCCUUUGAAGGUUUUGAAGACAAAAUAACGUACGAUAUUAUCGGACAUUCGGGAGAAACCGAUCGAAUUGAGUUCGUGAAAAAGGGUGAACCUCCAAAGAACAACAUGGAACGAUUGAACAUCGUCAGAGUAAUGCAUGCACAUUCUCAAUACUGUUGGUCUGGUGAUCAUACUUUAGAAGCUACAGAGCACGCAGUCAAUUCACUUUCUUGCGCCGAUAACGAUGAAUCCAUUGUCGUGGUUUUGUCUGACGCAAAUUUAGCUCGUUAUGGUAUAUCUCCAGCUAAAUUAGGGAAAGCUUUAACCGCACAACCAGAUGUUAGUGCAUACGCUGUGUUCAUUGGGGGCUUGGGUGAUCAAGCCGAAAGAUUGACGCAAUUUCUACCUGCUGGAAGGGCAUUUGUUUGUACAGAUUUGAGCAAACUGCCGCAAAUUCUGAAGCAAAUCUUUUCAUCCUCUUUAGUCACCCCAUCCAGCUGAUGUUCGAUGUGAUUUAGCUAAUUUUCAAUUUUAGUUCAAUUAUUAUUUGAAAAAGUAAAUAAAUAUUUUUAUAUAUCGUAUUCACGACAAAAUAAUGCAAUGUUUUAAAAUCGAUCUUCAAUUCGUAUUUUUCUAUUUUUUAAACAAUAUUAAUUUAUUUCAAUAUAAACUU
This is a messenger RNA of Nicrophorus vespilloides, 4314 nucleotides long. It is a transcript of the gene c12.2, whose product is annotated as von Willebrand factor A domain-containing protein 8. Bases 96 to 4142 code for a protein of 1348 amino acids. The transcript is spliced from 14 exons. NCBI's taxonomy places the organism in Eukaryota, Metazoa, Arthropoda, Insecta, Coleoptera, Silphidae. The record is from RefSeq and is a predicted model, not a curated record. Gene Ontology annotation, molecular function: ATP hydrolysis activity; ATP binding. Gene Ontology annotation, cellular component: cytoplasm.